AUGGCACUUGCAAGGAAUUACCGUCCCUCGCUUGUGCAAAUCCUUGCACUUCGUGAUCCAGACCUGCCAAGGCACCGACCAACAGACCCCUUCAGAACGGCGGCGCAGAACUUGAAGCAGGGCGAGCCACUGGACUUCGAUGGUGCCCAUGCGGCCCAUGUCCUGAACCGGAUGAUGAGCAGUACUCCUGCUACCACACCAACAACAGCCCCGACAACGAUGGCCGCGGGCUCAGAGCCUGUGCCACCGCCGCACGCUCCAAGUUGCUUGACCGCCGCACGCUCCGAGUCGCUUGACGAUGCACUCGGCCGUUCCCUGGCGCUCCAUCUGGAGCAGCAGCUCGGUCUACAUAACCCCCCGGCUGCCCGAUUGACGACCAUCAACUCCGUCGGCCCGUUGCCAGCCUGCUUGCUGCUCAUCCCGCCCCCCACUGAUUUUGUCUCCGUGGGCACUGGUGCCCCCAACACUCAGGGCCACAGACUCGGUGUUAACCAGCCCCUGGCUGACGGCCUAGAUGCUCAUCGACCCGCCCGAGCAGAUCCUCGGCGUCGCUGUCGUCCUCCACCAUCGCCAUCGACAACAACUGUGGGGGACGAGACAGACUCAGAACGGCUUCAGACCCUGUGCAAAAACCUCAAGUCCAAAAACACCCUGCUCUCCGACUCCGCAGGCGACCAUUUUCGGACGAUCCGCAAGCUAGACACCGACGUAUCAUCAGAGAUCCUCCCUCUUCCUCCCUUGUCGUCACCGACGUCGUCCAACGCCGUCGCCUGCCCCGUCCCACUUGCCAUCUCCCCGCGCGCCCCAGGUUGUGCCCUGCCCCACAAAACCCCCCAUCAUCCCCAUCCAACCAAGGUCUUCAGAUAG
Messenger RNA from Puccinia triticina, 867 nucleotides. RefSeq lists its product as uncharacterized. The transcript is spliced from 6 exons. Lineage: Eukaryota; Fungi; Basidiomycota; Pucciniomycetes; Pucciniales; Pucciniaceae. Bases 1 to 867 code for a protein of 288 amino acids. The record is from RefSeq and is a predicted model, not a curated record.